GCCGCCGCGGCGCGCAAGCAGGACGAGGCUUUCUCUGCCGCCAGAUGCACGGCCAGGUGCCUCAGCCUGCAGAUCACCCGCAUCUCCGCCUUCUUCAAGCACUUCCAGAACAAUGGUUCACUGGCUUGGUGCCAGAAUCACAAGCAAUGUUCAAAGUGCCUGGAGCCUUGCAAAGAAUCUUGGGAUUUGAAGAAAAACCACUGCCAAAGUUUCUGUGAGCCUCUUUUCCCCAAGAAGAACUAUGAAUGCUUAACUAGCUGUGAAUUCCUCAAGUACAUUCUGUCUGUGAAGCAAGGAGACUGUCCAGCACCUGAGAAGGCUAGUGGUUUUGCUGCUGCCUGUGUUGAAAGCUGUGAGGCUGACAAUGAAUGUUCUGGGGUGAAGAAAUGCUGCUCCAAUGGAUGUGGACAUACAUGCCAAAUACCAAAAAAUCUUUAUAAAGGUGUUCCACUAAAACCCAGGAAAGAAUUGAAAUUUACUGAACUUCAGUCUGGGGACCUGGAGGUUAAAUGGUCUUCAAAAUUCAAUAUUUCAAUUGAGCCUGUAAUUUAUGUGGUACAAAGGAGAUGGAAUCAAGGAAUUCAUCCGAGUGAGGAUGAUGCUACUAGCUGGCUAACUGUGGCACAGACUACAGAUGAGAGAGUACAACUGUCUGACAUAAGACCCAGCAGGUGGUACCAGUUUCGAGUGGCAGCCGUUAAUGUGCACGGGACAAGAGGCUUCACAGCACCCAGCAAGCACUUCCGCUCCUCUAAAGACCCAUCUGCUCCACCAGCCCCAUCUAAUAUCAGAAUUGAAAACAUAACUACAAACAGUGAUGGAAGUGUAAAUGUAAAGAUUGCUUGGGAUCUCCCAGAAGAGCCUGAUAUCCCAGUGCACCACUAUAAAGUCUUCUGGAGCUGGACAUAUAGCAAAUUUGUGAUCCCAGCUAAAAAGAAGAGAAGGAAGAUUACUGAUGGGCCCCAAAAUUAUGUGGUCCUGGAGGGACUCCAACCCAACAGCAACUACAAUGUGGAACUGCAGGCAGUAACACGCUGGGGACAAAUACGGCUAAAAAGUGCUAAGGUUUCUCUUCAUUUCAGCACUACACAAGAGACCAUUAAUAAAGAACAGAUCUCUACAACAGGGAAAACCCAGAAGGGACUGACUGAUCCAUUUCCACCCUUUCAAAGACGACGACCCACUCGUUUUCUUAAAAUUGGAGCUCCUUUCUACCAGGACAAUCAACUUCAGGUCAAAGUCUACUGGAAGAAGACAGACCCCAGCAUGAAUCAAUUCCAUGUACACUGGUUACGGGAAUCCUGUGAACACAAUGAAACUAAAGGACUUGAAAAAGUAACUGAUUUGACCUAUGAAAACUACAUUAUUCUUAAGGACCUGUCAUUUUUAUGCAAAUACAAAGUGACUGUUCAGCCCACAAAAUCUAAAGGCCGUUUCAAAGCUGAAAGUAUUUUCUUUACCACGCCACCUUGCUCUGUUCUUAAGGGAAAAAAUCACAAGCACAUUAGCUGCCCAACUGAAGGAGCACAAAUUCUUCCCAAAGUGUUAGCCAAACCGGAGAAUCUGUCUGCCUCUUUCAUUGUUCAGGAAGGUAACAUUACUGGUCACUUUUCCUGGAAGAUAUCAAAAGCAAAUCUUCAUCAGCCCAUGACAGGGUUUCAGGUCACUUGGGCAGAGGUCACUACAGAAAGCAGACAGAACAGCUUACCCAAUAGCAUCAUUUCACAGUCACAAAUAUUGCCAGCAGAUCAUUAUGUGCUGACAGUGUCCAAUUUGAGGCCAUCGAUGCUUUACCGAUUAGAAGUGCAGGUACUGACAACAGGUGGGGAGGGACCAGCUACAAUAAAAUCGUUCCGAACGCCUGACUUGCCACCAUUUUCAUCCCAUAGGCCUCAUCUAAAGCAACACCAUCCACAUCACUACAGGCCGCCUCCUGAAAAAUACUAGACUUUUACAGAUGAUUUAACAAACAACUGAGAAAGAAACUGAGUUCACAGAAGAAGACCAGAAGAAUGCACAUCUGUAUAGCAAUGAAUCCAUUUUUUUCCAUAAGAAGUUCCCAUCUUAUAUGAUCUGUAGCUAUUUUUACAUAGUUUAGGUAUGAAGAAUUGUAUAUGUACCAAUGGCAGGGUGAAAUAUACAUGAAAAUAUCACCAAUAUUCCGCUAACAGAAGAUUGCAUUCCAUUCAGCACAUCUGGGAAAUCAAAUGUGUUCAUGGUAAUAUAUAUUUUUUCGCUCCCUAUAUUUAAAGUAGAUUUUACUAAUCUUAAGGAACAAUGUUUGAGACACUUUCUUAUGUGUAUAUUUAUAUACAUGUAUAUGUAUACUCACGCACAUGCGCACACACACACACCUUUGAACACCUGGGUGCUAGAUUCUCAGCUAAUGUGAAUCACCAUUGCUCAUUUGAAUUCAAUGAAACUAUGCCAGUUUAUACCAGGUAAGCCCCUACUAUAUUUCUUCAAUAUAAUUUGAUAUGAAAAAUUAUCUAUAUUUACUGGGAAUAAAUGCAAACUAUAUAAGCAGCAAUAAUAGACAUUUCCAAUCAGCCAGCACUGAAGUCUUCUCUUACCCUAGUAAAUGCAAGCAAAUAUAGAGAUUGUAGUAGCUGAUGUAUUUUAAUAAUCAAAUAUCAAUAUGUUAAAAUAUGAUACCGUGAAGCUGGCUAGCAAAAUCUGCUAACACUGACCACUGAGAUAUUUUAAAAGCUCAGGUGGUAGUUUACUGCCACUGACUUCCCAUAGGACCUGGAAAAAUGUUUGUUGCAAAUCAAAAUUCCUCUCUCCCCACCAUCACCCUCCUGUUUGGAGAUUUGAAAGAAAUAUUGCAUUUUCUGUGAUUAUAAAUCAAACAGUUAACAUUCACAUUUUUGGAAAUGGCAAUUCUGAGGCAUGUGUAUUAUGUGAUUAGCAGGGAUCCCGGUUUACUCUGAUAAAAAACAAUCCCCAAUUUUCGGAUUAAAAAAAGGAACCCAAAAUCCAAAUUUUUCUGUGACUAAAAUGAAACACAGAUAGAUAGAUAUUGGUGUUUCAUUUGAAAUUAAAUGAAAUGUACACCAUAUAUAUUGGUGUCUCAUAUAUAUAUAUAGGCACCAGGAUCCCUGGUGAUUAGGUGUACUGGUACGGCUUUUUUGACUUCUUGAUGUGCAUAUCCACUCCCACCAUGGAUCUUUUUAAUAGUAGGAUGGCUGUAUUGGCUGCAUGGUAUUCUGGUGAUAGAAAUACUAGUGACAGUGCACAGUGUCUGGAAGUCAUUGGUUAAUAGCUUAUUUGAAUGCAUUUUGCAAAUGUAGGCAUGAAGGUACCCUGUUUCUAACCAUAAGGAAAUGCAGAUGGCCCUAUUGUGCAAUGUAAAAAGCCUAGAGUAAUUUCCCACACAGAGAGAAAGCCGUCAUUCAUAAACAGAGAUGAGUUGGAUGUAUAAUCAAAAGCAUGGAAUUUGGUUUCUAUACACUCUGUCCAUACAAUACUUGUGAGAUGCAGCAUCUAAUAUCCAAAAAGUUGCUGUUUGUGCAUUCCCUGCUAAAGAUUCCAUUAUUCGCUUUAGCUCUUCCAAUAAAGUUAAUACAUCUCCGAUUUUCUUUAGCAAAAAUAACCCUCUGUAUGGAAUCCUCCAAAAAUCUCUGCAGCAAAGAAAUAAGCAUAACAAAAAUGAAAUGAGAACAACAAACAAAACAACCAAACAAAAAGGAAAGAAAAUCAUAUUCAACUGCAAAUAAAGGUUUGGUACUUCAUCUGUUUUCUGAGGAAUUUAGGGGAAUUCAGAUAUUAAUGGCAAAUGAUUUUCUGCUCAUCAUGACAAGUAUAUUUUGAUGGAAACCAAAUAAAAAGACAACACAUCUACAUCUGAAAUUGCAAGAGCAUGGCUGUGCUUAAUAUAGCAGCACAUUUGGAGAAGUUAUUCCUAUACAGUACAUCUGCAUAGAAAUGCUUUCCAAACUGAUGCUAUCACGGUCAAACAGCUCCUUGAUAAUUUCAAACUAGUUUGCUCAUUUAAGGUUUCUAACUUUUAACUAAGUUUAGGAAAAUAAGAAAUGUAACUCAGAGACAUGAAGUCAACCCUUCCAUUCUCUUUCUACUUUUCUUGGUAUCUUUUUGAUAAAUGUACUCAAGGAGCAAGAACUUUGCCAAACUGUUUCUUGGGCUAUGAGGCUUUAGCCUUGAUAAGUUAUUCCUCAAGGUAUAAAGGGCUAUUCAUGCUUUUCAGCCAAAAAAAGGAGAUAGACAAAACUCACCUUAUGAGUUGGUGUUACUGUUACAAAAUGUAAAAAGUUUUAAUGCCAUUCUAGCAAGCGCUGCAGAUAGCUUCAAGUGGCUGAAGGGCAACAUUCCACAGAAACAUAAUCAUGCAGCCCAAAUAUAGCUAGGUGCACAUCAAGAAAAAAAAUCAAGUCUAUGCAAUCUGAGGCAGACCAGCAUGUAAUACCACAUUCACAUUUGAAUUACAUGGGGUAUAAGUAAGGAUAGAAAAGAGCUUUGGGGUGAAUAUAUGCUCUAAUGAAUUUUAAAAUGUGGCUAAUGGAGUUAAGACCUAACUUCCCUUUGAAAUUUAGGUGGAUUAGAUUGGAUUGGAUUGGAUUGGGCUUCUCAUUUUUAAGGCACCUGUAACAAUAUCAGCCUAACCCUUUCAGCCUGAUUCUGCUCUCCGUUAUACUAGAAUAAAUCUGGAGAAGCCAUAGAGUUGAUCCAAUAAAAGACAUCACUCCCAUAAACUCCUGUCUCUCAUGUAUUUCCUGGACCAUCAUACUUAGAAUAGCGGGCCAAUAUUACCAAAAUGUUACCAAAAUAUAAAGUAGCAUUUUUUAAAUUAUAUAUACUACUCUCCUAUGAUAUCGUCAUAGUUAGAUAAUAGUGUAUAGUGAUAAUAUAUAGUAAAUUAUUUAUCAUAGGAGCAGUCCUCAGCUACUUGGGAUAUCAAUGAUAGUUUUGAAACAAAUUUUGCUUGAAUAAGGACAGAAUAUUCUGACCCUUUAUAGCUUGGAGAUACAGGCAGAUGAAGAGAGAAUGGAAUGAGAAGAUCAUGCUUUAUAAAUCUGUUCCUUAAUUAGCCGUUUAACUCAUCUUUUAGCUACAGAUAUUUUCUGUGAACUAAUGAUGCUGGAAUCAGUUUUUAAAAAA
Alligator sinensis (Chinese alligator) is the source of this 5118-nucleotide messenger RNA. It is a transcript of the gene ANOS1, whose product is annotated as anosmin 1. Gene Ontology annotation, molecular function: protein binding; peptidase inhibitor activity. The transcript is spliced from 14 exons. Lineage: Eukaryota; Metazoa; Chordata; Crocodylia; Alligatoridae. Gene Ontology annotation, biological process: neuron differentiation. Gene Ontology annotation, cellular component: extracellular region; cell surface. The annotation marks the transcript as partial. The record is from RefSeq and is a predicted model, not a curated record.